Molecule: messenger RNA, 420 nt
Organism: Protopolystoma xenopodis
Lineage: Eukaryota; Metazoa; Platyhelminthes; Monogenea; Polystomatidea; Polystomatidae
Source: the annotation of a GenBank genome assembly
AUGUCAACUCAAUGUUCGACUGAAGGGUAUUCGCCGCUAGCAAUUCCACUGAUUCCGGAUAUCUCUCCACAUUCGGGUCUUUAUUCUCUUGCUGCUCCCAUCAACACCAGCUCUACUUCUGGUGAGACUCAGCCGACUUCUCUUGUGAUAAUGCCUCCUGCCUCGACUGCUGAGGGUCUUUCAGCCCCCAACAGCCCUCCUCUUUCACCACUUCUAUACUUGCCCAUUACUGCCAGGUCCUGCACGGCUUCGAUAACUUCAGCCUCUUCAUGUAUAGGAGAUGCACCACGUCUCAACGCAAGCGAACACUUCCUUCUGAUGGCUGUAGAGGCUGUAGCUGGUGGUACAACUCGACUGCCAGAUGAGGAAUUGGACCUCUUGCGCACUACCAGUGCCACAGCUCUCUAUGGUGAGCAGUAA